Molecule: messenger RNA, 2403 nt
Organism: Macadamia integrifolia
Lineage: Eukaryota; Viridiplantae; Streptophyta; Magnoliopsida; Proteales; Proteaceae
Product: increased DNA methylation 3-like
Exons: 5
Coding region: 785-1894 (369 amino acids)
Cellular component (GO): nucleus
Source: RefSeq, a predicted model, not a curated record
UGGUGGAUAAAUAAUUGGAGACAGCGAAUAUCUUUGAGGUCGACUCGGUGGGAAUGUGGGAUUGGUGUCAAUUUCGUUUGGAGCGGUCGAUUCUAGGGUUUUUGAAACUAAAAUUUGUGGGUUUCAGGAAACGAUUCUAGGGUUUUUUGGGAACCAUUCCGAAUCGAUCCUUACCAGUUCCGGCCAUUCCGAGUUUAGAAUCCUUGGAUGCAAAAUAGGGUUUAUCUUUUUUCAUUUUUACCAUGUUCUCUGUAGUCUGAGAUUAAAUUACUCAAGAAAUGAACACAGUAGUUAUUUUCCUCUGAUACCUGUAGUGGUGAGAAAGGGUAAGCUGAACAAGACGGCUGUCGGAGCUCUAACUUAUUGUCUUUUUCCAGGUGAACGGAGCUCCGAUCUGCUCUUGCUAUUACGUCAGUGCCUGGCGGAGAAACGGUCUGUCAAGACUCAAGAAUGAAGUUUGUUUUUUACAGUAUUCAUGGUCCUUCAUCCAGUUUACGAGCAUGUCGUGACUGCUGCUCUUCAUUAUAUAUCUUACUGGGUGGUUCCAGAGAUGAUGUUGUUCUCGAGUAGAAUCAGGGUUUGCAACUGGCGACCUUGCUGGUCUCAAACAGAGCUUUACUUGGUGCUAGAAGCUUGACAGGCCAGGUUGGUUUUGAGAUCAAGAGCUUUACCUUCUUGUGCUGGCACUUCUUAGCAUAAAGCCAGGCUGAGCAAGGAUUCGGCUGGCAUAGCAUAUGUCGUUUAGUGGUAAGUUGAGGUCUGAAAAAGAAGCUGAACAGGAGGGAUGGAUACACAAGAAAAUAACAACCCUCCUAGACAGUUGGUUGAAGCAUCCUUGAAUGACCAGCGAUUCUUGAUCAACUUCAUCAUGGGAACUUUCUUGGGCCCUGAUGUCAAAACUGAUAUCCCUAGGCGGUCGGCUGCCCAAAGAAUUGCCGAAGGUCUGCCCCCAUACAGUUUGAAUGACUUGGGCUCUUCGUUUGUUAGUCUUCCUCAAGUAGAAAAUUUAUACUACUACAUUUCGCAGCAUGCACACCCAAGUGCAGUAUUAAAACUUCACUCAUUAUACUUAUAUUUCAAGGGUCAAUUAUCUUCUCCGACGUCUGAAUUGCUUGAAGAUGCCCGGCAAUUUACAAGUUUCUUCCCUCUGAAUCUUCAUAAGCAGACAAGGCACAAGGGUAGCCAUAAGGUCAAUGGAACCGUUCUGAUUGAUAACCCUGAUACUUCAUACAUUAGAUUAGAGGAUCUGGAAAGGUUCAGGCAUUUAACUGGCAUGUAUGAUAUUAAGAUCAAUAUGGGAGAAUUCCAAUUACACCCCCAGGGGUAUUGGACAGACAAAGAAGAAAGUGACCAGGACAAGAUGACUAAGGAAACAGCAAUAAAGAAGGUUCUCAGUGGAAGUGCUAGUGCCACUGCAAAACAUCAAGUUGGAAUGAAGAAAAGGAUCCAUACUGAUCCCUUCCAAAUGGAAGCACUGCCCCAACUUUUUCCUACACCCAUACAAGCUCAUCCAAUGGAAGGAACUUUUUCUACAAGGACCUGUGAGUUGGGUGGGCCUUCCAUGGUGUCACUUUUCUCCAGUCCUAAGUUGGAACAAUGGAACUCAAAUUCCUCUAUCAUUUUAACAGGAACUGCGAAAGAAGGGAGAGCUGGACCACCUGUUGGUCUUGUUGACAUAGGAAUGAGUAGGGAUGCAUAUCUUUUUAGAGUCGCUCUGCCUGGUGUCAAGAAAGAUCAAGAAAAGAAGAAAAAGGUCAUCUUUGGUCCACAAAGGAACACAUAUAGCCUUUCUAAUCUGAUCCUUCUUAGAUCAAAGUCACAGCGGUUGCUGCUAUUCAAUGUGAUUUUAUAUAGGAAAUCUGUGGCAAACCGGAUCCCUAUAUUGUUUUGUUGAUUCAAGCAAAGGAAGAGAGGUCAAUGGCAAUCUUAUGUACAACAAAAUUCAACAUGGUCAUGGAGAUCUAUGGGUCUGAUUUAUAGGGGGAAAGCAGCAAAAGAUUCCCAUGACAUUGAUGGAAGAUUUAACACCCCAAAAAAAAGGGGUGGGGGGUUGGUGGCAAAGAAUAGAAGUUUGAAGUAGAAGCAGGAGACCUUCGUGUUCUUUAGGGUUUGUAUUGAGUGGUCAAAACUUGUCCAUUGCAUGGUUGUGGUGUCGUUUGAAAGGUUAUUAAUCUCAUGCACAGAAUCCAACAUGAUUGGAUUAGUGGAUCGCCCAUUUUAUAGCUUUAUUGUGGACUGUCAGAGGAAGAUAAAGGGAAUCUUUUUUUUUUUUCUAUAGUUUCUUUGUCGAGGAAAAAUUGCUGAAGAAGUUUCUGGCAAAGAUGUGUAGAGAGAGGGAUGAUUAAAAUGGGGUUUGGAGGAUGAGUGGAGGGAUAGGAGAUUUUAGGUAGGUUUAUUCUCUUG